Seminavis robusta is the source of this 2147-nucleotide messenger RNA. NCBI's taxonomy places the organism in Eukaryota, Bacillariophyta, Bacillariophyceae, Naviculales, Naviculaceae. The record is from the annotation of a GenBank genome assembly.
GGUGAGUGUGCGGCAUGAUUGUUUGCUUCGUAGGUUUACUACGCAAGGCCUCGCUCGGGCCUUCUCCUCCUCAAACGCUUUCCCCCGGCCAUUGAGCCAAGCCAAACCAACUGCUGGCUUGUUUUUCGUCGGUGACACUGACACCCACCAACUAACUAACCCGAGCUCCACCGUCAAGCAGGCAACCAACCUCUAGCUAGCUAGCUAUCGUAGCUGAUAGAGACAAGAGACAGUGUCGUAGUAGUACUAGUACUGUAGCCAUUGCUAGCUAGCUAGCUACCGUAGCUAAAGAGAGAAUGGCCAAGUCCAAGAAGGGCAAGAAGGGUGGGAAAAGCCAACAAAAGAAGAAUGACGAUCAUGGCAACAGCAACACGUCGACCAACACCAACACCAACGCUACUAACACUUCUGGUAACAGCAACAACAAUGGUUCCUCCAACAACGCUUCUACUUGGUCGAUUCCUCCCUCGGCGGCUGUUACGACUGGUACUGGCAGUACCAACAACAACACCAAGGGCGUCAAUGGCAAUGCCGUCGUCUCGGAUAGCAACGGUACCAACAAGACCACCAACAACUUGAACACCACCAACACUGGUACGACGGGUAGUACUCCCAAUCCGAUGGACGCCAACGCGACAAUCAAUGGCGCUGCGGAAGAUCGCGACGAUUUGACGUGGUUACGGGAAUGCGACACUCGCGUCGACACCAAAGGCCAGCCGUACUUGCAGUUGGAAUACCGUGACGACGACACCAUCAUGCUCUACUUGAAGAACUUUUUGGAGAAAUCAUCCGCGCAGAAACAAGUGGUCGACGAAUUCUACCAGAUUUGGCAACAAACCGUACUGAGUACUCUCCUCGAAAUGAGUGCCGUCUGGCAAAAGGAAAAUGUCACUCCCGAUGAUCAACGACACAUGAAAGAACGCCUCAAAAAGGCUCGAUACAAGAUCUCAUUUCUACUCCAUAGAGUCAUGGGAGGCAUGCUCACAUCGGCACUCACCAAGUGGCAGAAUCGUAGAGAGGAUCUACUCCAUGUCUGCUUUCAAACGCUACAGCUCUUGCCCCGAUUGGCGGAAAGCUGCCCUCAUCACAAAAGCGACAUUCGUCAAGUCAUUAUUCACUUUGAAGGAAAGGAGUUCUUGGCUUCCUGUGCCUGCGAAACAUGGGAUACUCUAUACGAUCACUCAAUCCCUCUCGAUCCAAAAACAUUCGUACCCAUCUUGAGAAGGUGUGCCAUGCUCGACAUUCUAGACAAGGAUUGGAACAUGCUAGGUGGAUGGGAAGACAUACUCAAAGCGCUAGAAGCCAAAUGCUUUAUGGAUACCGGACCCGUACCCCGACUUGCCAGUGACUCGGUCCUGCAGGAGACCACCACCAUUCUAAGAAAUGCUCGCAAUUCCAUGCAAUGCAAAUUCUUCUCGGUACGAUUCCUACGAUACACCGAUGAUCAGGCGCCCCAGCGAUGGAGGUACUUUCCCAAAUGCUCCGCUCCGGCUUGUGCCAACCUCGAAACGCCACAGAAACCACAUACCCUUCGUUGCACCAAUUGUUGGUACUUUCACUACUGUUCUUCCUCGUGUCAAGAAUACUGUGACAGCAUCAUGGGAUUGCACCCAAAGUUCUGUAAAGAUACACCCAAAGACAAGGCCGCUCAGUGCCAGAAAGAAAUGGAACAGUAUCUAGGGCUCAACCAGGAACCCGACAUGACCUGUCAUGCCUGUGGAUUGGAAGAACAUCACGUCACCGAAGGCAUGAAACGAUGCAGUCAAUGCCAGAAAGUAUACUACUGUUCCCGACAAUGCCAAGAAUGGGAUUGGAGAGUCGGUGGACACAAACAAGUUUGCAAGGAAACCAACACCAGUGCCAGUGAUGCACUCUUGAAUAGUAUGGAUCAGACGCUUCCCGUCCCUGCUUCCAGCAACAAUGGCACGGCCAAUGUGGUGGAAUGAAUAAGUACGCUGUACCAGUACUGUAGUAAGAAGCAAAGAUCAACAAUGGUGACGAGACGAGGAAGAGCCGCGUGAGCUCUUGAGAGUAGUGCAAUGCAAUUUUCAUUUGAACUAAGGAGAGACGAAGAUUACAUCACGUGCCUCUGGAUCGUUCAUUAUUGGAAUGAUGAUGGCGGUAUCCCUGUACGUAAAUCAUCGCCA